AUGCGCAUCACGUUCUGUCAGGGGGUCCUAGCGCUCGCCAUUGUCAUCAAUCUGCUGAUACUGUACUACGUCUCGAGGCUGCAGCAGCGGAUGUUGCACAGACACAGAGACCACGUCCAGCCUAGCUCCCGGCUGCUGCCUGUCCCCCAGAGGCCCGGGGUGACCGUCAUCAUCAGGGAGUUCGAGGACUUUGAGAACUACGUCCCUGAUGUGGUGCAGUCCUUCCUGAAACAGAAGCCGGAGCAACCAGUCAUGGUGGCAGCGGAUACCUUGCCGUACCCUCCGCUUGUAUUACCGGAUGCUCCCAACGUCCAGCUCGUGAUCCUCAAGCCAGCCCCUGACCAGCCUGCCCAUGUGUCCAGGCCUGAUAUGUACGUGAAGACGGAGUAUGUGGCCCUGGUGCCUGAUGGGGUCAAGGUUGAUUCCACAAGGCAGCUGGAUCGCAUGUUAGAAGAGUUCAAAGCCAACCAGGGCAGAGUUCAAAUGGUGGCAGCGCCCGUGCAGUCCCUCACUCCCCUCCAGUGCUUGAACCUAAAGGUCAGCCUUAGAAAGUGGACUGCCGAAUACAGCGUAGCGCCUUCCACCAGGCUCUGCACAGCUCUGAAGGGAGAUGCCGUGAUUCUGCUACGCACAAAGGAUCUCUUCAACCUUUCCACUCCCUUGGCCAAGCCCCUGCUGACCUCCCUCUUCAUCCAGACAUCGCUGCGGGGCUGGACGGUCCGAAUCCUUGACGUCUCCUUCUCCUCAGCCCACCAGCCUCUGCUCAGCUCCUCGCACAACCAAUGGAAGGCAGAGAACCGCGCCAAAGCCAGUCGGCUGCAGCUCUUCCGAGACUUCGGCAUCAAGCGGGUUCUCCUGGAGGAUGGGAAGCAGCAAUGGUUUGGGUGCAGCAAAGAGACGCCGCGUUGCUUCGGCACCGUCCAUGAUGAUACGCCGGAAUAUCUCUACCAGAACCGCUGGACCCCGCCUUGCUGUCUACAGGCCCUGAGGGAGACGGCAAAGUACGUCAUCAACAUCUUGGAGACCUCCGGGGUGCGGUACUGGCUGGAAGGUGGGACGCUACUAGGAGCUGCCCGACAUCAGGACAUCAUCCCAUGGGAUUAUGACGUGGAUCUAGGGAUAUACCUGGAGGAUAUUCCCAACUGCGACCUCCUCAGGAACGUAGAGUCUGGCUCCAUCGUGGACGAGAAGGGCUUUGUUUGGGAGAAGGCCAUCGAGGGCGACUUCUACCGUGUGCAGUACAGCGAGCACAACCACCUGCAUGUUGACCUCUGGCCCUUCUACUCCAAGAACGGGCUGAUGACCAAGGACACGUGGAUGGACCACCGGCAGGACGUGGAGUUCCCGGAGCACUUCCUCAAGCCCCUGUUACCCCUGCCGUUUGCUGGCUUCACGGUUCUGGCGCCCAACAACUACCGGAGCUUUUUGGAGCUAAAGUUCGGCGCAGGUGUGAUCGAGAAUCCGGAGUAUCCAAACCCAGCCCGGAAGAAGCUGGAUAAGGGGAAAUAA
This is a messenger RNA of Emys orbicularis (European pond turtle), 1509 nucleotides long. It is a transcript of the gene FKRP, whose product is annotated as fukutin related protein. The coding region runs from base 1 to 1509 and encodes 502 amino acids. Gene Ontology annotation, cellular component: Golgi apparatus. NCBI's taxonomy places the organism in Eukaryota, Metazoa, Chordata, Testudines, Emydidae. The transcript has a single exon. The record is from RefSeq and is a predicted model, not a curated record. Gene Ontology annotation, biological process: protein O-linked glycosylation via mannose.